CACAGUAUGCAACUAUGUUGAGAAUUCUUUCAAAAUGAUUUUGUUUGAUAAAACAUUUCUAUUUCUGUUUCAGACAUGACACCAGUGCUGGCAGAAGACUCUUGAAAUGGUUUCGGCCUCAGGAUGGACUGUAAAAGAACGUUAUGACAAACAAUGUUUCGGCAUAAAACGUAGCCAAGGCUUGUUUCACCCCGAGUCUCGGACCCUCACCUGGAUGUGUAUAAGGGACCAUAAUGUUUGUAUGUUUCCGACGGAUCAGAAAAUGCCAACUCCGACAGUUAAUGAUGAUGUGCUUUGUGUUGUCAGUGAUCAAGGUUUACUGGGAUUGUCUUGACAAUAACAUAGGCGGUCAUGUCAAGUCCUACUCUUUCCGCCUGCUCAACAGCUUGGACUUUAUAAGUGCCAACCUAACAAUUAGUCAUGAAGAAGCACAGAAAUUCAGCAACCACCGUUACUUAAUAAACCAUGAGCAGAAAUGUGUCAACCAAGACGUGCUACUCUUGCUGCUUGUAAAAAGCUCACCAGAGAACUUCGAAAGGAGGCAGGCCAUUCGGUCGACAUGGGGCAACGAGGUCUACAUCGAGAAGAACCUUGGCUUGACUGUGAGAGUGCUGUUUGCUCUUGGCAUCCACCCUCAACCAAUGGAUAGGAAGAAGCUUCAGCAAAGGUUGCUUUGGGAAGACCAAAUAUACCAGGAUCUAAUUCAGCAGGACUUUCUUGAUACCUUUCACAACCUAACUGUCAAGCUUCUCCUCCAGCUCAGCUGGACACAUGCCUAUUGCAACCACGCCCGCUUUCUCAUGUCUGCAGAUGACGACAUCUUUGUCCACAUGCCCAACCUGAUCCGCUACCUGCAGGAGGUCGACCGGACCGGCGUCAAGGACUUUUGGAUCGGCAAGGUGCAUCGAGGUGCUCCACCCAUUCGUAAGAAAGACAGCAAGUACUACGUGUCUCAUGAGAUGUACCCCUGGAUUCUCUACCCCGAUUACACCCCUGGAGCUGGUUAUGUUGUCUCCAGAGACGUGGCCUCUAGAGUCUACCAAGCUUCUCUCACCUUAAACGCCUCUCUUUACAUCGAUGAUGUCUUUAUGGGGAUUUGCGCGAAUGCGAUAGGGAUCUCGCCCCAAGAACACGUCUUCUUCUCUGGAGAGGGUAGGGCCCCUAAUCACGUCUGCAUCUACAACCAAAUGAUGACAUCACAUGGACAUGUCAAGGACUUCCACGAACUCUGGAAACUUGCAACAGAUCCUGAGGUACAGCGGGUUUCCUCAGGACUUUUUGGAAAGCUCUACUGCACUAUAACUAAAAUCAGACUCCUUUGUGUAUUACACACUUUAAACACCUACCCAUGUAAAGCAGCCUUUUCAUAGGGCCUGGAUUGGUAUGAAAUCCCUUUUUCCUCCCCCGCCUCUUCCUUUCCUUUUAGACCAACGCCUUUGUUCUAGGAGGAGAUAAUGUAUAUUUGUCAGUUUGAUGUUCUGGGCUUGGGAGUAUCUUGAAAUGAUUAGUAAACUACUUUGAAAAAAGAAAAAAAAACAACUCCAUGCCUUACUCAUAAUUACGUUUAUUUAUUUCCUUGCAGUGUUUGUCUUGUCUCCUAAACAGCGUAGUUGCAUCUUUUUUUUUUCUUUUUUUCUUUCUCCCAAACCCCUUAAGAGAAAUCAACAAUAAUGUAUAAUCUUUGAGUUUCUUGGGAACAGGACAUGUGGUUCUUCCAUAAACUGUUGCUGCAAAAUUGGAUGCACACAACUGUAUAGAAUGUCUUUGUAGGCUGUAGGAUUUCCAUUUCCCUUCACUGGAACUGAGGGGCCCAAGUCUGUUCCAGGUCCUUGAAGACAUGGUUUGCCAAGGUUGGAGUAGAAGAACUUGAGUGUCCUGCACAGAGCCUAGAAUGAGAUGUUCAAAAAGGGUGCAAUGGUCAGGUGUUAAGGGGGAAAAAAAACUUGUGCCCAUAUACUGUACCUGCAUUUUGAGCCAUCGUGUAUGAAAUUUGCCAGAAAUUUAUAUCAAGCUUCAAUACGGCAUCUGUUGAAGUUGAAGCAGUAUUCUAUUCGAAGCGAUUAUGAUGGGGUAUGGUUUGUAUGUGACUGCUCCAAACCCAUGCUCGGAGGUGAUUCAUUCCACAUAUUGGUGCAGAGAAGCACCAUGGACCUCGGGUCUGACCGACACCACCAUGUUGCCAAAUCACAUCUUGCUGAUAUUAGAUUCCCACUAUGAGCCUUCUUCAGUUCAUCGUUUGUGUGCAGCUGUACGUGAAAGCC
Ictalurus furcatus (blue catfish) is the source of this 2261-nucleotide messenger RNA. RefSeq names its product UDP-GlcNAc:betaGal beta-1,3-N-acetylglucosaminyltransferase 5b (gene b3gnt5b). NCBI's taxonomy places the organism in Eukaryota, Metazoa, Chordata, Actinopteri, Siluriformes, Ictaluridae. Gene Ontology annotation, biological process: brain development. The transcript has a single exon. The record is from RefSeq and is a predicted model, not a curated record. The coding region runs from base 234 to 1370 and encodes 378 amino acids. Gene Ontology annotation, cellular component: membrane.